UUGGCUAGUGCCCCGCGGCCGGGCUCUUCUCUCCGGCCGCGGUUCCUCCCCGCAAUCCGUCUCCCCCUUCCUGAUCCGACGAGGUUAUCACGGCGGAGUUCUGAACAAGCCAAGGGGAUUCGAUCGUCUCAUACGAAUUCAGAGACGCUCGUUUUGGACAACGGUGCAAUAGAGCGGAGUGGUCCAGCUACAAUUCGGCGUGCAUUGACUUGGGAUUGAUCCGUGUGGGGGGCGACCGAUGGCGUCGUCCUCCUCCUCUCUGUCGUCGGCGCUGAGCUCGAUGGAGCUGAUGCUGGACGCGCUCAGGCAGAGAGGGAUAGGCAAGCUCGAAGACAAGCCCAAGGAGGAGGAGCCGCCGGCGCUGCCCACGCGCCCCACCGUCAGGGGCCGGCCUCCUUCCAUCCACAGGCCCGCCUCCGACGCGCCGUGGAGUCAGCGCCCACCGCUCGCCCCGCUCCCCCCACCGCCGGAGGAAGAAGAAGCGAGGGAGGCGGAGAGGCGUGCGGUGGAGCUGGAGCUGGAGAGAAGGGCUGUGCGGGCGGAGGAGGAGGCCAAGCAGAAGGACGACGACGUGAGGCUCAAGGAGGAGGAGAUCGCCGGGCUGAGGCAGCAGGUGGAGCUCUACGAGGCCCGGCUCGCCGAGUGGGAGGCCAAGAUGAAGGCCGUGGAGGAGGAGCUGCAGAGGCAGACCGCCGCGCUGCAGAUGUCUCAGGCUGCUGCCGCUGCUGCGGCGGCCAGAGCAGAAAUCGGUUCCACGAGCCACCGCCGGGAGCCAACCUUAUCCGACGGCGUUGCGCAGGCCGAGCGAGCUCCGGCGCCCACGAGGGCGGAGGAAGCGGCCGUGAAGCGGGGCGAGAGCCUGUUUCGAGGAGCGUCCGUGAAGCCCCAGCAGCAGCAGCCCGCCGUCGCCACCGUCCUUAGCUCGAACUCGAAGCCGAGCCACGCGGAGCACCACCUCGCGACCGAGUACGCGCGGGAGACCCAGGCGUUCGAGCACGCCGCGAGGGCGGUGGCCGAGGUGAAGCCGGGCACCAUGUCCGUCGACGAGCUCAAGAUGCUGAGGCGGCAGUUCGCCGCCUGGAAGAAGGAGUACGAGGCGCGGCUGCGCAAGACAAACGCGGAGCUCAAGAAGCGCGUCCACUCGGAGAAGAGCCACGACCAGCAGCCUGCCCACGGCGGCCGGCGCCGGUGGUGCGGCUGGUGGAGGACGAUCAAGGCGCCGAAGUUCAGGGCCCCCAAGAGGUGCUGCACUUGCGCCUGCGCCAUGAAGUUGCCUAGCUUUCCCUCGUGCAAGUUCCCUAGCCUCCCCUCGUGCAAGUUCCCUAGCCUUCCCUCGUGUUCCUUCUCUUGCUGCUGCUUUCGCCGCCGCCGAUAGUCACGCAGAUGCUGCUGGACCGCCGCUCGUGUUGUACAUGAAUGAAAGCAAAAUUGCAGUGACCAACGUACAUGGCAAGAUGAAGAUGAAACGGAAGAGUUUUCCUGACUUAAUGUGUGGUGUAUGUUGUUGGUGUGAAGUGCUGACCUAGAUGACCUGCUGCGAAAUUUCUGAAUCUCUGAUG
Triticum dicoccoides is the source of this 1559-nucleotide messenger RNA. RefSeq names its product myosin-2-like. The coding region runs from base 239 to 1375 and encodes 378 amino acids. The record is from RefSeq and is a predicted model, not a curated record. The transcript is spliced from 3 exons. NCBI's taxonomy places the organism in Eukaryota, Viridiplantae, Streptophyta, Magnoliopsida, Poales, Poaceae.